This is a messenger RNA of Cottoperca gobio, 2976 nucleotides long. RefSeq names its product adaptor related protein complex 5 subunit zeta 1 (gene ap5z1). Bases 106 to 2784 code for a protein of 892 amino acids. Lineage: Eukaryota; Metazoa; Chordata; Actinopteri; Perciformes; Bovichtidae. Gene Ontology annotation, cellular component: AP-5 adaptor complex. The record is from RefSeq and is a predicted model, not a curated record. The transcript is spliced from 17 exons.
UAAAGUGUUGGUCAUGUGAUUCCUGUCAGGACGAGAUUAGCCAUCGCACUGUUUACCUUUCGCUGCUGACGGAAGUAGCAGAGGAAUGCUCGACUUUCUCACAACAUGUACUCUCACGGCUCAGAGAGUUUAAUUAAACAAGCAAGGGAGAUUCAGGAGCCUGAGCUGCAGAAGUUUCACAGCAGAUUAGGGAAGCUGCUCCAGGGGAAGGAGCUUGGUCACGAGACUGUCGACUCCCUACAGAGGCUGCACCUCAUCCUCUCUGCCACCAAGUACACCCGGGCGUUGCCUCCAGAGCUUCAGAAGAGGGUUCAAUCGCUCCUCUCGUCACCUGCGGAGCAGUUUCAGGUGCUGAGCUCAGCUGUGCUCAGAGAGACACUGCCCCUCUCUGAUCAGAAAGAGAACUACAUCCAGGAGAACACCAGCCAGCUGAACAGCCAUGUAGCUGCCCUGCUGCUCUCUCAGGCUGGAUCCAGGGCGGAUGUGACGUCUCUCUGCGCUCAGCUCCUUCGUAGUCUGGAAAGCCGACAAUCAGAGGGGCCGGCCAACUCGCUCACACACACCCUUCCCAUCCUCAACACUAUCCUCACACACAGCCCCGAGUGCCUCACUGAAGAUCACGUGACCCUCCUGAGUAAAAAGCUUGUCGAUUGGUUGCGUUAUGCGAGCAUCACUCAGGGAGGCAGUACGUCUUCAGGAGGAUUCUUCACAGGGCCCAGGUCCCGUCAGCCGGUGCCUACAGCAGAGCUGGACGGGACGGUGUCGGGGGAUUUCUUCACCGUGCUGUGUGUGGGCCAGGGCUUCACUGAGGACCAGUGGAUGAACGUCUACUCCUUUUCCAUGCUUCGCCAUUGGCUCCUCACCUACCACUUCGUUUCCAACGGCAACAGCACAGCUGAUACUGGUAUGACCUCCCCACCAAUUAAAACCACCACAUUUUGCCUUCCCGUGCCAGAGAGGCUCAUUGCUUCAUGUCAUAGCUGCAAAGAACAUCAGCCUCAACGUGUCCACUUCGAAGGCUGUAAUUCAUUCACGUCUCAGAUGACCUGCUCUGUGUUUUCAUCAUCUCCAGCACACAGGCUGCAGCUCAGCCUCUCCUUCUCCCUCUCCCACUCCUUUUCUAAUGAUUUUUUUUUAAGUCUUGACCUCUCGUUCCUGACAUCCCGUGUUGCAGAUGACCGAUCGGAGGUGGACGGAUCAGUGGUUUCCAUGGUUUCUGCGACUUCCUCCUCCAGCCGAUUGCUGCCUCCAAAGGAGCGUGUGAGAGAGAAGGCGUUUCAGUACUGCCAACGCCUCAUCGAACAGAGCGACCGCAAGGCUCACAAAAGGACAGAUACAGACCUGCAGAAAGCGUGUCUGGUGGAGGCGGUGUGUAUCCUGGACUGUGUGUGUGAAGAGGACGCCUCGCUGGUCUACCGAACGUUCCCGUGCAUUAAGGCGCUCUUCGGUCGGCUCAGCUCAGACCUGUCGUUUGCCAGAGUCCUGCUGCCCAUAGCUCAGUUCUACCUCAACCAUGGCGAGAUGGCUGCAGUGGACUGUGAGAGUGUGUGGAAGCUGGUGUUUGACCGUUUCCCUGCCGAGCUGUUCAACGACCACUUCCUGGCACACGAGCUUCUACGCUUCCUUCGACUGAACCUCGAGAGCCUGCAGCUCCGAGUCCCACAGUACACCCGCUCCUUCCCAAACCUGCUGAAGUUCUUAGCGUGGGACAGCCCGGCGGUGGUGGAUGACUUUGUGGAUCUGCUGCCCUCUCUGGUGACGGCAGGAACUGCAGUGGAGCUUCUCCACACUCUCCUGGACCUGCCCUGUCUGUCUGCCACACUGGUCUUGCAAGUCAGGUCAACUAGUUUGCCCAUCUCUGAGCCCGGCGGGCGCGGCCUUCUUUCACUUGAUGCAUUUCGAAGCCCAUCUUUCCGAGGGCUUUUCCUCUUCCUGCUCCGAGGGGAAGCAGGCGCAGGUGACACAAUUGACCGACUGAGCACGCUCCAUGAGCUGCUGGCUGAGACUGCUAAUUGGCCGAGAGUUGUUCAGUGUGCGCAGACUGUCCCUAUGCUGUUGCACAUUUUUUUCAACACAGUUAUUACGGUAGCUGAUGAGAAGCUUUUAGCCCACUUGGUUCUGGUGAUGCUGGAGAGAAGCAGCCUCCUCCUCAACAUCCCGAAGUACAAUAAAGAGAUCCACAGGGUGUUCAGCAGCCACCUGCUGAGGUUGUGCAAGCUCCACCCGUCUCUGGUAGUGGACCAGUCUCACGAGCUGCUGGAGUUUGCUGGAGCCACAGCCAACGUCUACAACAAAGAAGAAAUCUACACACAUGCGGUGUGGGUGCUGGGAGAGUACCUCUCUGUGUCAUGUGACUCUCGCUGCUCUGUGAGUCUCAUCACUUCCUGUUUUGAGGCAUUGGAGGCAGUGCUGUUUGAGAUCACGUCAUCUGCCCCACCACCUGGAGCGGAUUGCCCCGCCCCCAGAGUCGUCACCACUCUAAUGAGCGCUCUGGCUAAGCUCGCGUCACGAUCACAUGACCUCAUACCCAGGGUGUCUCUGUUCCUCUCCAAGCUAAGAACAGUAACCAGAGGCGGGCCAGUUGCCUGGUGCUCCGAUGAAGAGGACCUUGUUGCCAUAGUAAUGCGAGGUGAGGAGUUAUGGUCGCUGCUGAAGGCCCCCGGUGUGGCUCAGAGCGUCCUGACCCCACCUCCACAUGUCACCACACCCCAGUGGCACAGAGACACCAACGUGGCCAUGCCCCUGCGACUGCGAGCCCUCACCAACCUCACACACUCACACUGACACGCACACACACUCACACUCACACUGACACGCACACACACACACACACACACACACACACACACACACACACACACGGACAUGCAAACCAAACAUCAUCGCUUUGGACUUCGCUCUUGGAGAAUCCCCUCAUUAAAUCUUGUUCGAUCUUUGCACAUUAUCUUUGUAAAUAAAUUAAUUGCUUGAUUGAAA